AUGCCAUCCGGACGUCCACCAGGCUCCAACGUGAACGGCGUGCGAUUCCGCGAUCUCCUACUCCUCUCAUUCUUCGCAUCUAUCGCUGCGGCUGCUCUGCAGAAGCCACCGCAGUAUGCCUCGGGUACUGGACGAUCUACAGACGACAUCGUCGAUGCCGCUUCCGCCGUCGAGCAGGGCUGGCGAGUGGGCGCGGCGGACUCACUCCACACUCCCCACGCCGGUCAGCGAGGCUACCGCGAUACCGACGUAAAAGUGGACAAUACAAACAAUGAAAGAAAUGCGCGGAACUCCCGUUCCAACGAGCGCGCCCUUGCGACUGUGUCUCCGGCCGAAUCCAACCCGGCCGUUCGAGCACCGCCUGCACAGUGGGCGUCGGCUACCAGCGGUGCCGGCCUCACUUCGCGACAUCUGGCGCGGUCCCUGCAGGAUUGGCAAGUCGAGGACAUCAUGCUCCUGGCGACUGUUGACGGAAACCUACACGCAUGUGAUCGACGGACCGGCAUCCCGAGGUGGACGCUGGAGACCGACCGAGAGAUGAUCGAAACAGUUCGUCAUCAGCAGGAAGAUCCGCUGUUCAUCGUUGAGCCCACUCAGGAUGGCAGCAUAUACAUAUUGGCUCCUGGAUUCGGCUUACAGAGGUUGGGCUAUACGGUCAAGCAGUUGGCUGAUCUGUCACCAUACGCUGGGGAAGGAUAUCCCGCUGUGGCAUAUACCGCUGAGAAGAAGAAUACAUUGUACACUGUUGACGCUGCGACUGGUAACAUUCUGAAGUCGUUCAGUUCGGCAGGAUCAAUGGUCAAUGAUGACCAGAGCUGCCGCCGCGUCGACCCGCUGGGAGCUCUGGAGGGAGACGAAUGUCAGGCUGUUGGCACUCUGACUCUCGGCCGCACCGAGUACAUCAUUGGGAUACAAGACCGCAAUACUGGAGAGCCGAUCAACACUGUCAAGUACUUCGAAUGGGGACCCAACAACCGCGACCACGAUCUUCGAAGCAAGUAUACCCGCACGAUGGACCAGCGAUACGUAUAUCCCAAGCACGAUGGUCAAGUCCUCGGUGUGGAUCUGACCAAAGGUACAAAGUACAAGCCAGUACCAGAGCGGCCCAGUUUCGUACAAAAGUUCCCUUCUCCCGUGGCGAGAAUCUUCGACAUUGUACGACCGAAUGGCGACCACUCAAGAGAUGCCUCGUUGGUGAUCCUCCCUCAGCCCAUCGGACCAGCCCCAAAUGAGCUCACCGAGUUGGAAGCAGAGGAUGGCGUCUUCUUGAAUCGCACAGAAACUGGUAGCUGGUACGCUCUGUCCGAGGAGAAAUAUCCAUCCGUCACAGAUCGGGCUCCUGAUGCCGACUUUUGCAACGCCGACUGCUUCAACAAUGGCAUGUUCACCGGUGUGCACUAUUUGUCACCACAGAAUGGUCAUAGCGGUCUGCGUCAGAUUGACGGGAACUCAGUCCUGACGAUCGACGAGCCUCCCGUAGAUGAAGCAGGCAAAGACAUUCAAGCUAAAUAUGGUCAGCCGACGCCAUUUCGACAAGACCAUCAACUCACUUUAUGGACGUUGGUGUUGAUGCUGCUAGCUGGUCUGUCCGGCUGCGGCUUCGUCUACAAACAGCAUGGAAUUGAGGCCUUCAAGUUCAAUCGCGACCUGCGCACGGCGAGCGUCUUGCAGCCGGCCGUGAACAAAAUAAAUGCGGAAGAGCCAACCCAUACGCCGACCAAAAUUCGCGAAGAUGAGCCUGCUCAGGAAACCAUCUUCCCCCACGAGGAGACUGCGGCGCCGCCUUCAGAAGCUUUGAAGGUUCGGUUCGAAGACCCUGUCAAGGAAGGCAUUCCGGAGACCGUUCCUGAGGAGGACGUGCUUGAGAAGGUUGACUCCGAGGAAGCUUCUCCUGCACCCGAAGGCGACGAGACGAAAGAGGACGCAGGGCCAAAGACUCCCAAGAAAAAGGCCACUCGUGGUAAACGAGCAGGACGGAAGCAGAAAGAAAAGGAGCAAGCUUUGGUCGAGGCUCGAGCGAAGAAGAACGGUACCGAAGUUGCUGUACCAGCCGCCGCGCCAGUCGCUGCACCCGCUCAGGUCAUCAGUGUCGCUGCGUCCGAGUCUCCUCAGGUUUCUGGUCCACUCCAGAUCAACAGCCUUGUCAUCAACACCGACAAGGUCAUUGGUCAAGGUAGCUGCGGCACGAUUGUGUUUGAAGGAUCUUUUGAAGGUCGCGACGUCGCAGUGAAGCGCAUGUUGUCACAAUACUACGAGCUCGCUUCGCAAGAAGUUUCGUUCUUGCAGCAGAGUGAUGACCACCCGAACGUCGUUCGAUAUUUUUGUCAGCAGAAAGACGACCACUUUCUCUACAUCGCUGUUGAGCUUUGCCAGGCCAGCCUUUUCGAAGUCUGGGAGGCGGACAAAGCGAAGACUGAAGAGCGCCAUGUACAGAUGCGCACGCUGAAGCUUGCAAUCCAGCAAGACAUGACCAGGACUUUGCAACAACUUGCCGCUGGCCUGUGCCAUCUUCACAAUCUUCGUAUCAUCCAUCGCGACAUCAAGCCGCAGAAUAUCCUGGUAGCCUUUCCAAAGCGAACUCAGCCCAACGGCACGCGCCUGGUCAUCUCUGACUUUGGUCUUGGAAAGAAUUUGCCAGAGAAUGUCAGCACAUUGGUCGACCCUACAGGCAAUGCCGGCACAUCAGGAUGGAAAGCGCCCGAGCUCAUCUCUCAGCCUCGCGAGAAUGAAGGUCGCCACAGUCACAACACUCCGAUCAAUAGCGACAGCGGCGUCCUUGCUGGCGGUGGCGUCAGCGGAGUCAAACGUGCCGCCGACAUUUUCUCCCUUGGCUGUCUCUUCUUCUGGGUACUCACCGACGGCGUCCACCCGUUUGAGGACGAGAAUGGCUGGCAACAACUCCGCGAACUGAACAUCAAACGCGAUAAGAAGAAUAUGGAUGCCCUCAGCCGCUGGUCCGACGCCUACGAGCCCAUGCAAUUGAUAACUUCAAUGCUGGAGCAUCAACCGGAGAACCGUCCUACCGCUCAAGCCGUCCUGAAUCAUCCUUACUUUUGGCCUCCCGAGAAACGCCUCGCAUUUUUGUGUGACGUUUCUGAUCACUUUGAGCGCGAGCCUCGUGGGAUCUACGAUGACAACUACGCCGGCGACUCGGAUGUGCUCUGUGCGCUCGAAGACCGUGCAGAAGAAGUCAUUGGCGCACCGUACGCAAGAGCAGACUUCCUGUCAAAACUCGACCGACAAUUCGUCGACACCCUCGGCAAGCAGAGGAAGUACAGCGGGAACCGAUUAUUGGAUCUGCUGCGCGCGUUGAGGAACAAGAAGAAUCACUACGAGGACAUGCCGGAGAACGUGAAGAGAUUCGUGGGACCCUUGGCCGGAGGGUAUUUGGGAUAUUGGAUGAAGAAGUUCCCGAGAUUAUUGAUGAGCUGCUAUGAGGUUGUGCAUGAAUGUGGACUGCAGGGCAAUGAUCGGUUCAAGGGAUACUUUGGUUUGGGAAAGGAUCUGUGA
This is a messenger RNA of Zymoseptoria tritici IPO323, 3510 nucleotides long. RefSeq lists its product as uncharacterized. The transcript has 2 exons. Gene Ontology annotation, biological process: protein phosphorylation; mRNA processing; IRE1-mediated unfolded protein response. NCBI's taxonomy places the organism in Eukaryota, Fungi, Ascomycota, Dothideomycetes, Mycosphaerellales, Mycosphaerellaceae. The coding region runs from base 1 to 3510 and encodes 1169 amino acids. The record is from RefSeq and is a predicted model, not a curated record. Gene Ontology annotation, cellular component: IRE1-TRAF2-ASK1 complex. Gene Ontology annotation, molecular function: RNA endonuclease activity; ATP binding; protein serine/threonine kinase activity.